Molecule: messenger RNA, 2358 nt
Organism: Heterotrigona itama
Lineage: Eukaryota; Metazoa; Arthropoda; Insecta; Hymenoptera; Apidae
Source: the annotation of a GenBank genome assembly
AUGUUAAAGUCAUUACAUAAACUAUCGAAAAAUUGUAAAGGUGUUGUAACAUUUGCAGUAAUUAAAAGUUGAUCCGUAAUAAACUCCACUGCACAUUGUUAUUUAGUUAAUUAAAUAUAAGGAGAAGAAUAUUUACAGAAAUUAUUUGGUCAAUUUCUUGAUGCGAUUUUCUAUCUGUUACGAAAUUAUCGAAAAAUAAACAGACAGAGAGCACCUGAUCAAAAUAAAAUUCCUAGAUUAUUGUCCAGGGAUUUUAGCAGAAAAACGGGCACACCACAAUGCAUUGGAGCGCAAGCGAAGAGAUCACAUUAAGGAUAGUUUUUCGAGCCUUAGGGACUCUGUACCUGCAUUGCAAGGAGAGAAGGUUGCAAGUAGAGCACAGAUACUCAAGAAAGCUGCAGAGUAUAUACAGUUUAUGCGUCGUAAGAACACUUCUCAUCAACAGGAUAUCGACGACUUAAAACGCCAAAAUAGUCUCUUGGAGUCUCAAAUUAGAGCGCUUGAAAAAGCAAAGAUAACGGGCAACUUUGCAGCCGAAACUUGUGAAGUCACAAAAUCAGAAGGUGUACCAAUGCCUGGUUAUAACGAUACUGAAUCUGAAUCCUCGGAUAGUGAAGCUAGCAGAACAGUGCGUCAGACAAAAAAACUGAAAGUCGCAGGUCUUCAUCAUUGACCAAUGGUUCGGUCCGUUUGUUUUAACAAAAACUUAACUUUUUGCAAUUAAAUUUAUUUACAAAACCAACACUUCGUCUCUGAAAUGGAAAGAAAAAGAAAAAGAUUUUCAGCGGAGUCUUAACACACUAUCGGCGGAUUACAGCGUACGCUUUACUGACUAAUGCCUAACGGGCAAAAAUUAGUGAAGUAUAAAAAAAAUGCAUUUUUAGAAAAAAUGUAAUAUCUUCAAACUAAUAGUAGGAUUUCAAAAUCAAAUUUUGGAAAUAAGUAGUAUANNNAAUUUAAAAAAAGAUGAAAUUUUUAAUUUAGUUUUUUAUUUCUUCAUUCAAUGUAUAACGCAGACAAAACAAUUAAAGGUUUUAUGAGUUUACGUAAUAAGACAAAAGCAUACUAAUUUUUACAAAUUUUUUUUUCCAGUUUUUUUGUUAAUUAUAUAAUUUUAUUUUACUCUAAUAUUUUUUUAAAAGGUGGUAUUUUUGGAAACACUCAUCCCCUUGAAGGGGAAUCUCGCAAAAUUUACAUAUAUAAGAAAUCAAACUUUUCUUUUUAUUCAUUGCACAAACACGACAUUGUCUCUUUUUGCCGCCAGUAACAAGUUUUAUAAUUUCAUGUUUCCGCAAGUCUAAUGACAAUCGCCCAGGAGGAUCUUUAUUUACUGUAGUCCUGUACCCAGAAAUAUCAUGCAGAAUCAUCAUUUGAAACAUCAUGUACCUAGAAUCAUUUGCUGCAUCAAAAAAUGUACUUCCUACACAAAAGGUAUUAACUUUUACAUUACAAAAGGUAUUACCUUUCCCGCCGAUAGUCUGUUAUGUCUUAGAGCCAGUGUACAAAUUACAAAUCAGAUAAUGAUUCAUUUAAAGAUUGAUGAAACAACAUGCUUCUUUAAUACUUUGGGGUAGUCUUUUAAAAUGGUUUACAAAUUUGUAAGUUGUAGAAUUUCUUUAUUCUCUCAGAAUCAUUCAUUUGUUUAUUUGUCACGUCCCAAGGGGGACUCUGCAGACUUACUGCACUAUGGGAACGCGACGAUUUUGGGAUCGUGUCAAUGAGGUAGAAUAAAGAUAGAAAAGGAAGCAUUUCGUCUCGGAGUCGCCACCAGACUCAUUAUCAGUGGGGUUGCUGGCGGCGACUCCUAUCUUAGACGCUUGGGUGGUGGGGGCCUCUAAGCUAGGCAUGGAAAACCAUGGUCACCCAUUCUAGGGCCGCAUCCGCGCGGUGCGUGCUUAAUCUGGUAAUCGUCAUCGAUCCAAGUAAGCUACGUUCACCAGCAGGUGGUGAUUUUUAUAUCUUCGGAAUUGGUUUAUUAAGGACGAACACUGUGAGAACUCGACACCAGAUGAAGCUAACUCAUCCUAUCGGUUGCCGGUCGAAGGGAGAGUUUGAAAAUUGAAUUGAAUAGAGAUAGAGAGAUUUGAACGCGAAGACCCGCAGUGACGAGUAGGACUACUCCAAGACGUCGGGAGAUGUCACAUAUUCAAGGUUGUUUGUCGUAAUCAUUCUAUUGUAAAUUUAUGAAAAAUUCUGAAAUUAUUAAAUAUACGCUUAAUUGUAGAAUUUACGAAAAUUUUUAAAUUAUUUUAUUGUUUGAAUAAGAAUUAUAUUAUAUUGAUGAAAAUUUUAAUAUUAUUAAAAGAUAAAUAAAAAUUAGAAAAAAAUUUUUUUAAUUUAAUUACUUUUCAACCUUAC